AUGAGAAGACAAGUCAGUGGAGGGAGUCUGAUGCUCUGGUUGAUGUUCUGCUGGCAAACUCUGGGCGAGACAUGCCACUUGACUAAACAUCGCUAUGGACCAGUUGCUAUUGAUACUCCCAGUUAUGAUCCCUGUAAUGACUACACCUCUCUGGAUCAACCCUGGAGAGCCACUAAUGAGACCGGAGGGUCCAAAUGUGACGACUAUUUCAAUGGCACUGGCUGGUAUCGGCUGCUGUAUAAUGGGACGAGUGUCCGUAUGCCAGAGAGCUGUGUUAAUCGAUUCAGAUGUGGUACUGAUAUCACUCUGUGGCUGAAUGGAUCUCACCCUCAGAUAGAGGAUGGAAUAGUCACUCGUGGAGUCUGUGGGGAUUCAGGAAGUUACUGUUGUUACUACAGAUCUACGCCAAUUCAAGUCAAAGCAUGUCCAGGAAACUAUUAUGUCUAUAAGUUUGCCAAGGCAGUCUCAUGCAAGUCAGCUUACUGUGCAGAUGUGAGCACCAUCAUGCCAGCCUCUACCACAACUCUGGCCAUUAGCACUGAACUGACCACCACUCCAAACCCCGAUAUCACAGUAUCCGCAGAAUGCAAGGACAAGUUCACGCCAAAAUGUGGAGAGGAUCUGUUUAACCAGCUUGAGAAGAUCACUGCUCAAGUGCUCCCGCAAGAAGUUGUAGUGAAGUAUUUAGACAUGGUGCUGAAUACCCAGGAGCAACUUCUGAAGGUUGAAACACGUUCAGAAAAACUGGCAUCUUAUGGCAACACAGUGCUGAAUAGGACUGAGAAACUGGUGUCUACACUGGUGAAGCCAGCAGAGACCACUGACUCUGUUAACAUCUCUCUAAAGGGCUUAGAUAUUCAAGUCUUUGCAGUUGGACCAAAAGCCUCACUGAAAAAAAUCCCUCAGAUCAGCAUGAACGACACUCAGAUGGAUAUCGACCUUAUCCAGAUUUCAAAGAAUAACAACGGAUCAGCUGCUGUGGCCUUCCUGAGCUUCAGCAACAUGGCAAGCAUGUUGAAACCCAGUCUUUUCAACUCAACUGCUAACACAGUGAAAACCAUGAUGUCCAUAGUAGUAUCAGCCACACUGCCCAAAACCACCAACACACAGCUCACCAAAGCGGUCAACUUCACUCUGAAACAUAAUCAAGAAAUGGACCCUAAUGGUACAAUUUCCUGUGUGUACUGGAAUAAAAUGGAAUGGAUUGUUGAUGGCUGUUAUCUUCUCCAGACCAACAGCAGCCACUCUGUGUGCUCCUGUGUUCACCUGUCAACCUUCGCUCUCAUCAUGCAAACCAACCCACCCUCAGAUUAUAGUGACCCUCUCUUGGAGCUGCUCAACACGGUGGCUGUGGCAGUGGGACUGUUGUUCCUGAGCUUGUCCCUGUUGACAUUUGCCCUUUGUCGUCAACACCUGAGAGUUAACGCCGCUCCUCUGAUAAACCUGUGCAUCAGCCUGUUUCUGGCUCACCUCCUCUUCCUUCUCACACAGACGUUCCUGCAGUACAUACAGACUAAUCAGAUGCUGUGUGCAGCGAUGGCAGGUGUUCUGCACUUUCUCUUUCUCUCCGCUUUUGUGUGGAUGUUCUUUGAAGCUGUUCUUCUCUUGAUCUCUGUGAAGAACCUCACAAAGAUCAGAUCAAAGCAGAAGGAGGUGCUUAGCUGGAAAUAUCUGAUUGUGAUUGGAUAUGUUAUUCCACUGGUUGUGGUGGGCGUGUCUGUCGGACUGUUUCCUGAUGGAUACGGCAGUGAACGUUGUUGGAUUAAGACCGACAGGUACUUUGUGUGGAGUUUUCUGGGUCCCGUGUGUUUUAUUCUUACAUUCAACUUGAUCUUCUUCUUCUUCAUCAUCAUAACACUCAGAACAACCAUGACAGCUCUGAACAGUGACAUUUCCCAAAUCAAGCAAAUGAGAAUUCUUGUCUUUAAAACACUGGUCCAGAUUGUCAUCCUCGGUUGUCCCUGGAUUCUGGGUUUCUUCGUAAACGGCAGUAAGGUGCUGGAGAUUGUCUUCCUGUUCCUCAACUCCCAGCAGGGCACCUUCAUCUUCCUGGUCCACUGUGUCCUUGACCAAGAGGUCAGGCAACAGUACAGGAAGUGGCUGAACACAUUUUGUCAAGUCAUGUGAGAGAAAAU
Messenger RNA from Colossoma macropomum (tambaqui), 2135 nucleotides. Its product is annotated as adhesion G protein-coupled receptor E3-like. Gene Ontology annotation, molecular function: G protein-coupled receptor activity. NCBI's taxonomy places the organism in Eukaryota, Metazoa, Chordata, Actinopteri, Characiformes, Serrasalmidae. Gene Ontology annotation, cellular component: membrane. The coding region runs from base 1 to 2127 and encodes 708 amino acids. Gene Ontology annotation, biological process: adenylate cyclase-activating G protein-coupled receptor signaling pathway; cell surface receptor signaling pathway. The record is from RefSeq and is a predicted model, not a curated record. The transcript is spliced from 15 exons.